Trypanosoma cruzi is the source of this 3747-nucleotide messenger RNA. RefSeq lists its product as uncharacterized. The coding region runs from base 1 to 3747 and encodes 1248 amino acids. The transcript has a single exon. Gene Ontology annotation, biological process: ubiquitin-dependent protein catabolic process. Gene Ontology annotation, molecular function: phosphatase binding. Gene Ontology annotation, cellular component: Cul4A-RING E3 ubiquitin ligase complex. Lineage: Eukaryota; Euglenozoa; Kinetoplastea; Trypanosomatida; Trypanosomatidae. The record is from RefSeq and is a predicted model, not a curated record.
AUGCCGCUGUUUCCCCUGUUACGGGAGCAGCUCUCUGGCCGGGGACAACCCCACAUUCGUCGCAUGCUGCCCUGUGCACAUUGCCCGAAGAUGACUACAACAGAGAAGGCGCAGUUGCGGGAAAUGAACGUUCUUUCCUACGAUCAGUCUGACCUCCUAAGGCAGAUUUCAUCGGCAUGGGAGCGGGGAGAUCUCAACGCACUGCACCGGUGCUUGCAGGAGUGCACCGUGUACUUUGAUCCCAAUAAGCCGCAUUUAUUAGCAUAUUUUGUGAGUCUUGGUGGCAUUGAUUUGUUUGCCACUUUGCUGUGUGAUGUGACCAUGCCGGCACGGCUGAGUAAGGCAUCCACGCAUCAAUUUGGUUUUAUGGAUACCAAAGGCCAUGCCCCGUGGCAGCUCGUCAGAGCCAUUGCGACAUUGAUGCGUGUGCUGACAGAGUUGCUUGUCUGUCACAAUGAACUGGGUUGGCAUUACUAUGAUAGUUAUCCCGGACUUUUUUUCAGACUGUUGGAACUAGCAAAGGUGGCUGAACUGCGACUCACCGCAGUUGUCAUGCUGGAGCAUCUGGUUCUGAGCGUAGGCCCAGUGUUGGAGAUAUCGAAAGUACCGGCGUUACAGGAACUGAUUCGCACCAGUGAUGAUGCAACACUUGCCAUUUUGUGUCGUGUAAUUGCGUUACUUAUUGUUCCGGGUGUGGUUUUGAAUCAGCGUGAAUCGCCUCACCAAAGUCUUGUCUACCCCGAGUCUCUCCUGCCGCUUCAACGUAUUCAGCGGGUCAUUGAUAGCAACGUUCUCUGGCUGAUUGGAGAGAAGGACCUCGUCAAGCGACUUGUGAUGUUGUGCGAGGUGCGUGGAGCAGGUGACCUUCGUGCCAUGAUGCAGACCGAGCGUUCUGUCACCUCGCUGGAAGGAAUUGUUUUCGAGCCGGUUAUGCAGGAGUUGUCCACCACCGCGAUUGCGGCCUUACCGUCAUUGGGUGGUGGUUUUCCAGCAAACAACCCUUUUGGCGGCUUGGAUUUUGGGCAGCUGGGGUUGGUCGCUUCGCGGGCUUUGGGCCGCAACAGCAAUGGCAGUGGCACUAGCAACAGCAACAACAGUGAUCCCGCGACUCGUUUCGAUUGGGUCGGAGGACGCGGCUACGGCGUGGAAGAGCUCAUAGAAGACGCCGGGGGCACACCGCCUCCGCAGGCAUUAGGUGCCAUGAUGGGCAUGUGGCCGGAAGAAGACACCACCUCCGCCGCCUCUAUCGCGACGGUUGGCUCAAAUGUAGACUUCAGCUGGUUUGUCGGAUGCGCUGACGCAAAACAACGGUGGCGAAUGCGUGACUUGACACUGCGUGAGGAAGUGGAUGACAAUUGUCCACUUCUAUGCGGGUUUGGGCCGGUAACGGACAGUAAGUCAUACGAGGCGUUUCGAAAGGAGAGUCGCUUCUUUUGGCAGUUUCUCGCCCCGGUGCUGAAGGACCCCAGUGUAUCCUACGGCCCGCAGGUCAUUGUGGGGGCGCAAAGUGAGAUUCUGUUUGUACUAAACCUUAUGCUAUCCACAUUCUUCUUUGGGGACGUCUGGUGCAAGCUACGGGAUUGUCACUGGAUUAAUGCCGCAAGCCGAUUUUAUGACUCUGCCUUUGAUUCACGCGCACAUCCCCACUCCUUUUUACCGUACAUGGAGCAGUUACAGCGGUCGCUGGAGCUUCGCCAGCUCCCGCGCUUCUUGGAGCCAGCCGAGUCCAGUGAGGAGAGGGUGAGUGCGGAAAGAGGAGGACAAGAAAGGAGUGAGGAGGACGAGGAGGAGGGCGAGGUGAAAAACGGUGAACCAGGUGAGGUGCAGCAGGAGGACACAAGCCGGAACAACAAGAGCAAUGGUAGCAGUAAAAAUCAGUGGGAGCAAUUCCUUCUUGCGGCGCAGUUGGGUGAGGACACCGAGGCAUUUAUUCGCCACGCCGCCUACCAUGGAGUGUCCGACGAUGACGAUGGAUUUGAUGAAAAGAACCAUCAGCACGACCCAAACACGAUUCGAAAGUUGGAGCUGCUGCGCGGUGUGCAGGAGUUCUGGAACGCGCAGGACCGUCGCGAGUGCUCCAUGCUCCACGAAGGUGAAACCGCCAAGGAGUCGGCACCACUUGCGCUCAAAAUUGCUUUGACGUUGGCUCGGCAAAACGAGGACAGUUGUGUGGAGACGUCUGCCUGUCAUGCUCUGGAGGGAUACUUACGCUGUUUUUCCUUUCCAGUGCGUCAAAAGAGUGCCGCAGAUGCCCCUCAGACGGUGUUAGGCGACGUGCUGAUGCGCUCCAUUUUUGAACACCGCGUAUACAAUGCAACAUACGUACCAGGCCUUAGUGGGUCGCUUUCUCCGGCAAAACGUAUAGACAGUUUUUUUGCGCUUCUCGGAGAACUUGUCCGCUACCACUACGGUAACCUCACACUUCUUCAAGACUACGUUACAGGAUCAGUGGGUCUGCUUCAUCUUAAUAAUCCCUCCGCAGCGUCUUCCCUGCAUGGUCAGUUAAACCAUGCGACCUCAGAGCAUGUCGAACAGCUGUUGCGUCUACCACCAUUAGAUAGGGAGGAAAAUGAGCCGUUUGCGAGGGUUCUUCUUCGGCGCAUGUGCCGUCACGGAUGUGACACAAACUUGUUUUUGCGCAGCCUUCUUCUUUCAUUGACUCCCGGUCUGCGUUCCAGAGUGAAUUAUCUCUGGAAACCUGUGACGUCACUUACGGUGGACGUGAAAGAGACAUUGGACGGUCCUGCUCGCAUAGGAGACGUCGUGACAGGUCAUCCAAAUCGUCUCAAUUACAUUAGGAAAUACUCGAGACGAUUCGUCGCGAUUCUGAGCGAGAGGCGGGCAGCCGCAAAGAAAAGCCCUUCUGGGACCGACGCAAAAACGGCAGAGCGCGACGCUUCUACCGUUUUUCUUCCCUUGUCUUCUUCAGCAGAUUCCAAACUUUCGUUGUGGGAUAUGCUCCAGAUACUCUUGCGAUCCCCGCAUCGUCUCCUGCUGGAGGAGCGGCCGUUUCCCUGCUUCUUUGAUGAUUAUGACCGGGCACUCAUUGUUGGUGAUAUCGAAUUGCCACCCAUUGGUCCCCCACCGCAGUUUUUGGUGCCGCUUUUUCCCGAACUUGUGGAUGAUGGGGGUGAUGGGGGCCUCGGCUCGCUUGCAGGGCUUGAAAGGGCGCUAUUACAGGAGCCACACAAACUUGUGUACAGCAUGCUGGGUCCACUAAAUGCGGAGAGGAUUCAGAACGCCGGACGACUCUGCGUUGUCACGACAUGUGUGUUGGUUUUUGUUCGUGCCGCUCGCUUGGGUGGGGGGGAUGCUGUCCACGAAAUACUGAGAAGUCUCAAGUCACUGGCGAUGGUAAGUUAUGCGAAAUGGAAAAAGCAAAGAAACGCGCCCAAUCACUGCAACAAGAGGUGGAUUCGUCGUGCGAAGCAAGUUGGGAGCUGUGUAAGUCGCCUUCCCAGAGAGGGUUCUUGCUACUGCACGGCAAACGAUGGAUCGGCGCGUUGUUCGGCCUUUUUGUUUCAUGGCCACUGCGCUCCUAUGAGCGCGAGUGAGCAGUAUUACUAUCGCUACGGCGGUUGUUUUUUCCGUAACAUGUUCCGUCUCAUGUGUGUGUGGAUUGGUCACUACGGUGCCUGCCAGCGAUAUGUGGAGACAAUUUACUACUGCACGGAGGUUCCAUUCGCGGAGACAAAAUGUGUUGUUUUAUACUUAAUGCGUGUGCUCCCUGACUACUUUUUGGGAUGA